AUGGAGGGGAUCCAGAUCGAGCAGAGGGAAGAAGAAGGUGAUACCUGCACAGUGGGUGUUGGUGUGGUGUGCGGAGUGGGGAUGGGGUGUUGGUGUGGUGUGCGGAGUGGGGAUGGGGUGUUGGUGAGGUGUGCGGAGUGGGGAUGGGGUGUUGGUGUGGUGUGCGGAGUGGGGAUGGGGUGUUGGUGUGGUGUGCGGAGUGGGGAUGGGGUGUUGGUGUGGUGUGCGGAGUGGGGAUGGGGUGUUGGUGUGGUGUGCGGAGUGGGGAUGGGGUGUUGGUGUGGUGUGCGGAGUGGGGAUGGGGUGUUGGUGUGGUGUGCGGAGUGGGGAUGGGGUGUUGGUGUGGUGUGCGGAGUGGGGAUGGGGUGUUGGUGUGGUGUGCGGAGUGGGGAUGGGGUGUUGGUGUGGUGUGCGGAGUGGGGAUGGGGUGUUGGUGUGGUGUGCGGAGUGGGGAUGGGGUGUUGGUGUGGUGUGCGGAGUGGGGAUGGGGUGUUGGUGUGGUGUGCGGAGUGGGGAUGGGGUGUUGGUGUGGUGUGCGGAGUGGGGAUGGGGUGUUGGUGUGGUGUGCGGAGUGGGGAUGGGGUGUUGGUGUGGUGUGCGGAGUGGGGAUGGGGUGUUGGUGUGGUGUGCGGAGUGGGGAUGGGGUGUUGGUGUGGUGUGCGGAGUGGGGAUGGGGUGUUGGUGUGGUGUGCGGAGUGGGGAUGGGGUGUUGGUGUGGUGUGCGGAGUGGGGAUGGGGUGUUGGUGUGGUGUGCGGAGUGGGGAUGGGGUGUUGGUGUGGUGUGCGGAGUGGGGAUGGGGUGUUGGUGUGGUGUGCGGAGUGGGGAUGGGGUGUUGGUGUGGUGUGCGGAGUGGGGAUGGGGUGUUGGUGUGGUGUGCGGAGUGGGGAUGGGGUGUUGGUGUGGUGUGCGGAGUGGGGAUGGGGUGUUGGUGUGGUGUGCGGAGUGGGGUGACAUUGGGACUUUCAUGA
Closterium sp. Naga37s-1 is the source of this 969-nucleotide messenger RNA. The record is from the annotation of a GenBank genome assembly. NCBI's taxonomy places the organism in Eukaryota, Viridiplantae, Streptophyta, Zygnematophyceae, Desmidiales, Closteriaceae.